Leguminivora glycinivorella is the source of this 1234-nucleotide messenger RNA. RefSeq names its product palmitoyl-protein thioesterase 1-like. Lineage: Eukaryota; Metazoa; Arthropoda; Insecta; Lepidoptera; Tortricidae. Gene Ontology annotation, molecular function: palmitoyl-(protein) hydrolase activity. The record is from RefSeq and is a predicted model, not a curated record. The transcript is spliced from 6 exons. The coding region runs from base 206 to 1105 and encodes 299 amino acids. Gene Ontology annotation, cellular component: lysosome. Gene Ontology annotation, biological process: receptor-mediated endocytosis; protein depalmitoylation.
UUCAUUUCAAUAUUACGCUUGUGGUGUCCGGUCUUAUUUCGUGUCUUUCGGAAUGUAAUAAAUAAGAAAAACUGUUGAUUUCGAAUAAAAUCCGUGUUUAAGUAUAAUUCAGUUCAGUAUAAAUUCAAUGUGACUGUGAUUGCAUAGUUCCAAAGCGGUUUCAUAAAAUUAUUUGGUAUUUUGGUGUCACGAUCUGCUAUAAACAAUGAAGCUGUUGAUAUCGUUAGUUAGUUUAAUUCACGUUAUAAUUGUUGGAGCUGGUCAAACACCGACACCGAUUGUGUUAUGGCAUGGAAUGGGUGACACCUGCUGUGCGUACUACAGUCUUGGUGGCUUCAAAACAUUCCUAGAAAAACAGAUACCAAAUGUAUAUGUCACGUCCCUACGGUUUGGGAACAACACUAUUGAGGACCGGGAGAGUGGUUUCUUCAUGAACCCUAACGACCAAGUGGAGUAUGCCUGCAGAAUACUUGCGGCAGACCCUAAAUUAGAAAAGGGCUUUCAUGUGAUUGGUUUUUCACAGGGAUGCCAGUUUUUGCGAGGCAUGAUCCAACGUUGCGGCCACAAGUUGCCUCCAAUCAAGAGCUUCAUUUCCCUUGGUGGGCAACACCAAGGCGUCUACGGACUUCCUCACUGCAUGGCGGUGUCACAUAAAACCUGUGACUAUAUCAGAGAGCUACUAAACUAUGCGGCUUAUCAGAGAUGGCUCCAGUUAUCUUUGGUCCAAGCUACUUACUGGCACGAUCCGCUCAGUGAGGAAGAAUACAAGAGGAAGAGCAUCUUCCUCGCUGAUAUCAACAACGAGUUGACGAUCAACGAGACAUACAGAUCAAACUUGCAAAAACUGGAGAGCUUCGUUAUGGUGAAGUUCGACAGAGACAGUAUGGUGCAACCGCGAGAGUCGGAAUGGUUCGGAUUCUAUAAACCUGGACAAGCCUCUCAGCUGCAGACUCUACAGCAAUCUAAAAUCUACACUGAGGACCGGCUUGGGCUGCAGGCAAUGGACCGCGCCGGCAAACUCGCAUUCCUGUCCCAGCCCGGUGACCAUCUACAAUUCGACGAGACGUGGUUCAUCGAUAACAUCAUCAACAAAUACCUUGUUUAGUUAAGAGCAAAGAGGAUCGAGUAUUAUAGAGAGUUACUGUCGAAGUAAAAUGUGUAAUCAGUGCAUAGACGGCCAUCUCUUGACACAGGCUUAAAACUUUUGAACCUCAGUUUUGACAAUUUGGCCCAU